AUGAUUUAAUUUAUCUCUCCUCCUCAAAAUCAAUACGAUCAGUCAUUCUCUCUCUAUUGUGAUUUGGCUCCGAGAGAGAAGAAUCAGAUAAGGUGAAAUCUCGUCUGGGGUUUUGAGAGCUUUUGAUCUCUUUCUCAGGCAGGUCUAGCACCAUCUCUCUGAAAUUUAUUAUCAUAUCACCUCAAGUAGAAGGCAUGGCGGGACAUAAUGAUUCAAGUGCAGCAGAGAAAAAAUCAAGUGAGCUUACAAGUGACAUACCAACCUUCAAUGCUGAGAAUCUGCAAAGUAACAUGAAAAUUAUAUAUUACAGCCGGACUUUUCUGUCUAUCAUUGGUGGGGUCAUUGCUGGAAUUUUGGGAUUCACCGGCUGGACUGGGUUCAUCUUUUAUUUCCUUGUCAUGGCAAUCACUUCAGUUGGGCUAGUAGCAAAGGCAGGGUUUUCCAUUGAUUCGUACUUCAAUAGCUGGAACCAAGUUAUACUUGAUGGAUUUUUCAGUGGGCUUAUGUCAUUUGUGCUAUUCUGGACAUUUGCCUAUGACAUGGUGCACAUAUUCUGAUGCAUCUUGAAUGGAGGGAAAGCUGUGAUGAUGCUAUAACUGCUGCUUGCCAUGAUGUAUCUUCAAUCUUCAUUCCUCUGGGAUUUGGAAAUAGCUUCAAUAAGUUUGUAUCGGCUAAAAAUUUAUGUGGUUUACUCUAGUCUACCAUCUUUUUCAUUUCUCCUUUUAUAGUUUUCCAUAAAUACCAUUUGGCUGGAGGGACUUGUAUUGGUGGUGUUUGACUGUAGCAGGGAAUUUUUGUAUGAAAGCUGCUUUUGCAGGUUGGAGCAACA
Corylus avellana is the source of this 829-nucleotide messenger RNA. RefSeq names its product Rab5-interacting family protein. Gene Ontology annotation, biological process: protein folding in endoplasmic reticulum; autophagosome assembly. Gene Ontology annotation, cellular component: endoplasmic reticulum; membrane; EMC complex. NCBI's taxonomy places the organism in Eukaryota, Viridiplantae, Streptophyta, Magnoliopsida, Fagales, Betulaceae. The record is from RefSeq and is a predicted model, not a curated record.